CGGGGCCUUGCGCCGGCCCCAUAAGAAGCGCGGCCCUGGGGUGGCAACAGUAGUGUUCACCGGAGCACCGCGGUGGGAGGAAGGAUGCAGGCGGUGCCCGGGGCGCAGCCGGUCCGGCCGUUCAAGCUGAGGAAGAGUUUCGCCACCCGGCUGGAAGAAGUAGCAGGAAUCCGGGCGAAGUUCCCAACAAAAAUCCCGGUAAUAGUUGAGAGAUACCAUAAAGAGAAAUACCUUCCCCUCUUGGACAAAACCAAGUUUCUUGUUCCCGAGGAGCUGACCAUGACACAGUUCAUAACCAUCAUAAGAAGCAGGAUGGCUUUAACAGCUACACAAGCUUUCUACCUGCUGGUGAACAACAAAAGCCUAGCCAGUAUGUCCUUGACAAUGGCAGAAGUGUACAGAGACUACAAAGAUGAAGAUGGCUUUGUGUAUAUGACUUAUGCGUCCCAGGAGAUGUUUGGAUGCUUUUUACCCACUGCUCAAGGGAGAACUAUGGAACGUUUUCAAAAAACUUAAGGUUGGGACCAUGUGCUGCAUUGAAGCAGUUUGCUAUGAAUAAUGCCUGUGACAUGAACCUUGGAGAUGCUCCUUCCAAUAGGAGUUCUGCAAUGAGGAGUUAUGACCCAAAAGCUGGCAGGACCAGCUAAAGGCAGGAAUGGUGGCACACUUUUUCCUAGAUGAUAAUUUGGAUAUAUAUUUAUAUUUGAAGAUGAUAUGGGUGUUUCUGGAAUGGCACCCCCAUAUUUUUUGCGAUAUUAAUCUUCAUGUAACUGAUUUUUAAGGUGUCCUUAAAGCCCAAGUCUAACAGCAAAAUAAAGAAGCUUUUAAGUA
Messenger RNA from Pezoporus flaviventris, 831 nucleotides. RefSeq names its product microtubule associated protein 1 light chain 3 gamma (gene MAP1LC3C). Gene Ontology annotation, molecular function: ubiquitin protein ligase binding. Gene Ontology annotation, cellular component: autophagosome membrane; autophagosome; cytosol. Lineage: Eukaryota; Metazoa; Chordata; Aves; Psittaciformes; Psittacidae. The transcript has 4 exons. Bases 85 to 516 code for a protein of 143 amino acids. Gene Ontology annotation, biological process: autophagosome assembly; macroautophagy; autophagy of mitochondrion. The record is from RefSeq and is a predicted model, not a curated record.